Messenger RNA from Salvia hispanica, 492 nucleotides. The record is from RefSeq and is a predicted model, not a curated record. NCBI's taxonomy places the organism in Eukaryota, Viridiplantae, Streptophyta, Magnoliopsida, Lamiales, Lamiaceae.
AUGAGUAACGCGGGUGGUAGUGGUGAGGAUGCUGAGGAGGAGUUCGAAUGGCAAGUGUUGGAAGAGUUAGAGGCCUAUACGACCCGCGAGGCAGAGCGGCUGUUAGAAAGGGCCUUGCAGCCGCGGGUACCUCGACCUCGACCCGUUGUCCACCGCCGAGCAGUGACUGAUCGGGAUCAUGUAGCUGCACAUCAACGUCUAUAUGACGACUAUUUCGCAGAGCAGCCGCGGCACGAUGUGGCUGGCAGACCCGACCACUCAGCUAUUCAAAAGUGCACUGCUGCAAUCAGACAGUUGGCCUACGGAGGCGCGGCAGACAUGUGGAAAGAUUACAUCCACAUCGGUGAGACGACUGCCCUGCAGUGUAUGAAGUUUUUCUGUCAUGGCGUCAUUAAAAUAUUCCGUGAUCGGUAUCUUCGAAGCCUUACCCCCGAAGACUGUCAGGAUCUGAUGAGAUGCACGGGGAGAAGCAUGGGUUCCCGCGGAUGUUAG